GACGCAUGCGCAGGACGCGUUGUCUGGCAGUGGUAAACAGACGUCAGAAGGGAGUCUUCGCCUCGAGUCAAAACAAAACAAAACAAGAAAGAUCUACGAGGAAUAGCUGUUUGUCCAUCUCCAUUAACAGCAGAAGGGAAACGAUUUCGCGUUAAUUUCAAGAGACGACCGAGUUAAUGAAAAAAAGCAGGUUUCUUCGACUUUUACCGGAGGGAUUUUAACUCAUAAAAACUGGAGUUGGCUAACUAGGUGUCCAUCUAGUUACUCUCUCCAUAGUAAAACUACGCUUUCGAGUUUGGUCCCAGAGGCCGGUGAUUGUCAAGAAGCGGACGGGCUGCAACUUUUUAUCUUUUCGAAGAACACAUCGACUGUAGUGAGAUUUGGGAAGGCUUCAACGGAACGGACACGUUCGGCUUAGAUGUGCCCGCGCGAGCAUCGUGUGUAGCUGCGUCUCGAGGAACAUGGCAGAUGGUGACACGCGCCAGCACACAGCGUGGAGGACCGUGCAAACUUGAACGACAGUAACUUAGAUUUUUAUUGUAUGGUAAAAAACCAAAAUAUGAUCGAGCACUCCUCUAAGAUAUUAUCUUGGUAUUUUUUAAACAUGUACAUUUUGUUCGUGAUGAUUUAAGUUAAAGCGCGUUUUAUUCGUACGGCUUCUUUUUGGCGAUUUAAGUUAACAUUCUUGCUGGUUUGUUUUAAACCUUGCAUUUAUUUGUUUUUAACUUAAUAAUGGAUCCCGAUUAAUAACAUAAUAUUGCUUUGUUGAUUUUGACAGGCAGCUCUAACAAGUAAUUUCCAUUCACUUGAAUUCGUUUACAAGUACAGUAUUUUUACAUUAUAUAGAAAUACACUCAGUUUACAAGAGCAGCUAGUGUACGACGCGUUUAUAGCUUUUUGUAGAGUUUAUCAAUUGGUCUACUUUGUUCUAAAAAAGUCUAAUUGCGAAAACCAAUCAACCAUAGGAACCAGCUGGAGGUGGAUAUUUUAGCAAUUACAGCGUAUGUUAUGAUUGGUUUCACGAAUUUAGUUAUUUAACUGCCUCAGUGAUUGUUUUUAUCUGUGUUUAAAUAUCUAUGAAAAGUUCAUAGAGUAUCAGCGCGUCUUCUUUCCAGUGGUUUAUUUCAGUAGUUGCUCUUGACAAUCCAGCUGUUUUGAUGUGUAGUGAAUUUCCUUUGUUCUUUCUACAUAAACAAAGAGACCCCCAUCCUAUCCUCGUUUGCUCUAUGUAAAUCAGAAGGUUUAUGUUAGUUACUAUUAAGGAGAUUAUUUGGCCCCUUUAAUCUCCAAUCUGAGGAUUAACUGACGCUAUAUUGGUGUGUUCAGAUUAUUACGAAUGUGCUCUGUUACCAUAGACAGUCACGGUUAAAUUUAGUCUUGAUACUGUAGUGUAAUAUAUCAAGCGAAAAAUCCUAAACAAGAUUAUUUUAGUUAUAAAUAGUCAUACCAUCCAUCGCCCGGUUGGUGUAUUGAACCGUGUUUUUUUAAAAGCAUCGCCUCGAAACUAUUUCACUGAAAUCCAGCCUUCGUCUGAAAUUAUCUGGAUUGCGUCGCACAAUGGAGGAAGAGAACGUACCCCCGAUUGACCCAGAUUUUGAGCCGCAGAGCAGACCGAGGUCAUGUACAUGGCCGUUGCCUAGACCCGACAUCUCAGCUGUCAAAGCAGGGGGCCCAGACGGAUCAGAGUCUGCUGCUGGAACUCCGCCCGCCGAAGAUGAUAAACACGAGCCUCAGCCAAUCAUAUCCGAGCCUGAGAAAGUAGCGCUCUCGGAGGGCGGGGUCGUCGCUGGAGUGGGCGGGGCCACACCUCGAAAAGGCACUUCCCGGCGUAAUGCCUGGGGUAAUCAGUCCUACGCAGAUCUGAUCAGCCAGGCGAUUGAAAACUCUCCAGAAAAACGACUUACUCUGGCGCAGAUCUAUGAUUGGAUGGUAAAAACGGUGCCGUAUUUUAAGGACAAAGGAGACAGUAACAGUUCUGCUGGGUGGAAGAACUCCAUUCGCCACAAUUUAUCGCUCCACAACAAGUUCCUGCGAGUGCACAAUGAGUCCACAGGAAAGAGCUCUUGGUGGAUGCUCAACCCUGAGGGUGGCAAGACCGGCAAAGCCCCUCGCCGCCGCGCCGCCUCCAUGGACAACAGCAGCAAACUGCUUAAAAGUCGUAUGCGAGCAAAACAGACUAAAAAGCAAGCCGGAGCAACUGGGAUUGGAGGCUCUGGAGGUGCCCUGCAGGGUGAGGGUGCUUCCGGCCCCAGCGGUGCAGACAGUCCCGGUCCUCCGGGUCAGUUUGGAAAGUGGGGAGUGAACAGCAGCAGCCCUUCCUCUCGUGGCAACCUGGAUGACCCUGACAUGUGGACGAGUUUCAGGCCACGCACAAGCUCCAAUGCCAGCACACUGAGCGGUAGGCUUUCUCCCAUUGCCACGGGGCAGGAGGAUGAGGAUGACCUACCUGAGGACGGCCUUCUUGGUGGCUAUUCUACAGGGAAUCUUCCCCCAACACUAACUGAGACCCUCAUGGAAGAACUGGAUUUGAUCGACGGGCUCACUUUAAUGACGGGUCCGCAAGGGGGUGCGAGCCCAAGCACAGCUCCCCCUGCCCCGCCUCAACCGCUGCCUUCUGCAUCCACUCUGCUGCCUCGAGGGUCCAGCUUUUCCUCCUUUAGGCAGCUGCAGCCAACGAAGGCUUCACAGGGAUCCACUCCACCAGGUCCGCAGAGCUCGGUUCAACCCAGCGCCGGAUCCAGCACAAGCCCUUCAAGCUUCGGAAACUCCCUCUUCAGCCCUCUGCCUGGUCCUGGUCACAGUGGUUUCAGUACUCGUGUGCCCUCCAGCCUCGAAGCUCUCCUGACCUCCGAUUCGCCCCCACCCAGCGAUGUCAUGAUGACCCAGAUGGAUCCUCUCAUGCCGAGCCAAGGAGGUGGCAGCCUUUUGGGGCUUGCGGGAUCUAUGUCCAGCAGCCAAGCUAAAGCAGGUCAGAUGAUGUUGAGCAAAGGCAUUGACACAAGCACGGUGGGGCAGAUGAGCCUCCAAACUCAAACCCAACUCCAGCACUCACAGAUGGGCUAUGGAAUGAUGCACUCAUCCAUGAACCAGGAACCGCCUCAGCUCGCAACAGUAAAGACCCAGCAUCAGGUGCCAGGCGCUGGGCUUCUGCAGCAUGGAGCGCUCCCCUCACCCGGUGGGAACGGAGGCCUGCAAGGUCUAGGCCAGUUUGCGACAGCGCCCUGCUUCAUACCCUCCCAGGACCGCCUGCCUACAGACUUGGAUAUUGAGAUGUUCACUGAAAACCUGGACUGUGAUGUGGAAUAUAUUAUCAACAGUGAUCUUAUGGAUGGAGACUUGGUUGACUUCAACUUUGACCCCAUCAUACAGGGUGGACAGGGCUAUCCUGGGCCAGCGACCACACAGAGCUCCUCCCAUAACUGGGUGCCCAGCUAACUCCAUUAUUAAAAAUGAGAACAGGAUUAUCCCCCAUCCUUAAAACAACCUCGAAAACCGACAUGGCACAUUGCCAGAACAUAUUCUCAAUUUUUUUGCCUCUGCAUUUGCCAUUGUACCUCAAAUACAUAAACUGCUUUGGCUAAGGACAACACGCACUUGGCCAAGAAGUCUUGUGUCAGAACUUUCAAUUAGAUGACAAAAUCAAACCUCAUACACGUCAAGUGCCAAUGUCAACUGAAGAGUGUGCUGUUGGACACAGAUAACAUGGUCUUGAAACAUAUUUUUUUUCUCUUCUUGUCUUAUAUGUGCAACAUUUUUUUUAUUUUUUUUAUUUGAAAGGUGCAUUUUUUGGGCCAAUCUUGGACUAAAGAAGCACAACUAAUAAACAGCUAAUCAUGUGUAUUGCAUUAAAUGCCUAUGAUGCACAGUGUAAGAUGGAGAUGGUACUCCUUGAUCUUCACUCUGAUAAUGGAAGUCAUUCAGCCAGGAGGAUCAAACUUUGCAGCUUUUCUUGAUGUGAACUCUUGUUCGUUGAACAGCAGUGGAGAAGUCUGAGCAUCCGCGAUUCUGCAUUGAUGGAGUGACUUCCACAGCUGGCCUAACGUUGCUGUUGCUCUCAGCCCCUCUGAGGACGAACACAACAUGGCACCACAGGAAUGUUAAGUUGAGAACAACAUUAAGUGACGAUGGUUUCACCAACCCCAGAACACUGUGCAGCGUGCAAAAGCGCUCUCUCAGCGAUUAUGAUGCAUACUUGUGCAACAAAGAGGUGAAACUUUUGCUGAAAGCUUCAAGGUGUUUGGUGAAGCUGUGGUGUUCAAUGUGCAAUGUGUGGCUUUUAUGACAUCUGCUCUCAAAAAGAUUUUUUUUUUUUUUUCCUGUGAUAUGUGUCGAAGAGGCUGAUAACUGAAUGAUGAUUUAACUGUCUGCUCUUAAGUGUUUGUUAGUGAUAACAACAGUAUGAAGAAAUGUGAUUUUUUUUCACAGGGCAUUUUGAUGCAUCUUUUAAUCCUGCCAACAGGUUUAAUGGUAUAGUGUUAUUGUUGGAAACUCGGUUCCCUUAUGCAGGAUGCAAUAUCUGAAGAUUUUUUUGUGUGUGUGUGCGGGAGGGCGUGUGUGUACAUUUGUGUGCGUGCAAAUAUGUUUAAUGCUCCCGAAACUUGAUUCCAACACACUGACAAGAGAAUUCAAGGUUAUGGUGAAUCAUUUCAUUAAGGCACAAAAAAAAGUUUGUUUUUUGAGUUAUAUGCGAGUUUGAAGCGAAUCUUGAAGAAACAUGGCUACGAUACUGAGGUUAUGGUUCCUCUGGCAUGUUUGACUGUGUUCACAGAGGCACAGAGGAAAAAAACUAUUUUCUCAUUGAUCAGUUUUUCAUAAACAGCACUACUCUUGUUUUGUUAAAAAAAAAAAAAAUGUUAUUAAAGAACAAAAACAGUUGGAUAUAACGACUACAAUUCUAAUCUAGAUUGGAGCAUUAUCGUUAACAGAGACUAAUAAUAAGAAAACAUGCUGUUAAUUAGCUUUUUUAACGGUCAUUUUCUAUGUAAUCUUUUAUUUUUGUAAAAGAUGAGAUGCAUAUAGAUUUUAUACAAUAACCAAAGGAACACUAAGGACUGCAUGUUGGAUGGAUGGACGAAUUGCAGUGCAAAUAAGCUUUACAAAACCUUUCCGAAAAAUCAACAUGUAAACUAAAUCUUAAUUUGAUUGAUUGCAUGAUUACAUUUAUCAGAAUACAAUGUUCCAAAAGUUUAAAUAUGCUAUAACUGUUUGUGCUAAAAAGAAAAGAAAAGCUCAGUUUUCUAGGUUGCAUCAUGAGCUUUUCUAGGCAAUGAUUUCAUCUCAAAACACAAGACUGGUCCAACCGAAAAAAGGAUUAAUCCAAUGUUUCACUCUCAGGGUUAUGAAAAAUAAUAAUUAAAACAACUUCUGUUAGGAAGUAAUGAGAUAAUCAUGUUAUGACUUCAGUGCUCACGGCCUUGUCUAAAUUAAAUGAGUCAUUUAUGCAAGCCAACGUCACGUAUAUAUUUUAACAUUGCAGAAAUAUAUCUAAUGUUGCAGUUUAUUACGAGAGAUUUAAUGUAUGCAUUUGUAGUUCCUAAAAAACUUGUAAACUGCCAAUGAACACUAUAGCAUGUCGCUCCAGAGCAAACCAUACAGUUUUAAUGCCCUUUCUUUUCAACUUGUACCUUUUCUGUAAUAGAAGGGUUAACUUUUAUUUAAUAAUUUGAUCAGAUGGUUUUUACUCUAUUAGUUUAAAACCAGCAGUCUGACAAUUUUUUUAAAAAAAAUUUUUUGUGGUUUAUUCUGUUUUAGGGGUGUAUAAAUUGGCUUCAGUUUGAGAGCUUGACAUUAGUAACUCUUAUCACAUUAAUGUAAUGGUCUGAGUGCGUUAGAUUAGCACUCUCUCCUUACAGAGGAAUCAUUUUUAUCCUAUUCAUCGGUGCUAGAUAUUAAAUACGACAAUUAAAGAAGGCCAUAUUUGAUUGGUGCAUAUGUAGACAUCAGGGCCUUUAAUAAUUUUAUGCAACACAUAUUGAGUACAAUUUCUUAAUGUAGAACAUAGUAUGAGAAAUUUACCUAUGUUUUAAUUCCCAAACUCUGUUUUUCUAUAUUAUAAAAGAAGCUGUGAAUGGGGAGGGAGGGGCUUUGCCAUCUCACCACAUAUUGUGUAACAGUACACCUCACGAAUGGUGUCAGCGUGGUGUAACGUUUGAUACAGCAAUUGAUGAUUUUUUCAAUCAACCGUUUACAUCGAUGUUCUUGUCUUUUGGGGCAUCUUUUCUCAUGUUUUUAUGUUUGUACAUUUAAUGCGGAUCCUUGAUGUGGUUGUUAUACCUGCAUGGUACAUCUUCCAGAAAGCUUCAGGCUGACAGUCACCUUUGGCAUUUUCUUUCGUCAUGUUGAUAUAAGUUGAAUUUUUUGUGAUUCACACCCUGGUUUAGUUUCAUUUCCCAAAGUGCAGAUAUUGUAUUCGCCCCAUUAGACAGACGUCACAGGGAAUUCCAUACCUUCCCUCUUUCCAAAUCACAAUAUCUCUUUCCAUGUUUGAUAUUAGCCUUCUUUUCCUUUAAUAUCCAUUCUUUUAGUUCCUUUCAUUUUUCCAGGAGAGUUUGCUAAGUAUCCCACUUGAUAACACAGGACAUUAGUUUAUGAUCUGGGUUGGGUUUUUUCCUCUCAUUUUGUUUUGGGUUAUGGCGGGAUGUGAGACUGAUGAGUUGUGCAUAGCCAAUAUACUGUAUAUGUACUUGAUUGCUUUUUUUUUGUUUUGUUUUUUUGGCUUAAUUCAUUUUGUCCCCCCAUAUUUUGUUAGUCAGAGGUCAUUGAAAGCAGUUCAGCAUAAUAGAAAUAAACCUAAUCUGUUUAACGCA
Molecule: messenger RNA, 6806 nt
Organism: Megalobrama amblycephala (Wuchang bream)
Lineage: Eukaryota; Metazoa; Chordata; Actinopteri; Cypriniformes; Xenocyprididae
Gene: foxo4
Product: forkhead box O4
Exons: 3
Coding region: 1558-3435 (625 amino acids)
Biological process (GO): regulation of transcription by RNA polymerase II
Cellular component (GO): nucleus
Molecular function (GO): RNA polymerase II cis-regulatory region sequence-specific DNA binding; DNA-binding transcription factor activity, RNA polymerase II-specific
Source: RefSeq, a predicted model, not a curated record